Molecule: messenger RNA, 1746 nt
Organism: Mangifera indica (mango)
Lineage: Eukaryota; Viridiplantae; Streptophyta; Magnoliopsida; Sapindales; Anacardiaceae
Product: pentatricopeptide repeat-containing protein At1g12300, mitochondrial-like
Exons: 2
Coding region: 178-1569 (463 amino acids)
Molecular function (GO): protein binding
Source: RefSeq, a predicted model, not a curated record
AAUAUGCAAAUUUGUAGAGCUGCUCAAAGGGAAAUUUGAAGAGAAACUAUAUAUUGAAAAAGAAAUGUUUGACAGUAAAAUGUCUUAUAGAUGUAGUUCAUGCUUUGAUAAACCCGAAUCAACCUGAUUUGUUUCAAAAAAGAAUUUAGGGUUUUUUUUUUCAAAUGUCCUCUGAAAAUGUUUCUUAAAACUUCACUUGUUUCUUCAAAAUCAUCUUUCAAUGUUACAUUUUCAUCUUCAUCUAUUCUUUCUUCAGUUUCCCAAAAUCAACACACAAAAUCACCACCCAAACACAUCUCCACUCUUAAGCACCAUUCUCAACUUUAUAAUUUCCUUCAUGUAAACUGCAGGUCAGGUAACUUUUCUCUUGAUGAAGCUUUUGAUUCCUUCAAUUAUAUGAUUCAUAUGCACCCAACUCCUGCUAUGUCUUCCUUCAGUAUUUUGUUUUCUGCACUUGUUAAGAAAAAACAUUUUGAUCAACUUCUUGUGAUGUACACGAGAUUCAUUUCAGCUGGGUUGUUGCCGGAUUUCUUUGUUUUGAAUAUUUUAAUUGAUUGCUUAAGCAAAAUGGCACGCGAUUCUGAUGGUUUUGUAGUUCUUGGGAGUAUUUUUAGGAGGGAUUUUUACCCAAACGCUUUUACUUUUAACAAUCUGAUUAAUGGUCUUUGUAUGGCGGGCAAGAUUAAGAAGGCCAUUGAAUUUUUUAGGAAAAUGGUUUCGGUUGGUUGUAGACCGGAUGUGGUUACAGUUGGGACUUUGAUUACUGGGUUGUGUAGAACUGGUAAUGUCACUGUUGCCCUUCAGUUGUUUGAAGAAAUGAAUAACGGGAAUGGUGAAUUUGGUGUCAUUUGUAAGCCUAAUAUUGUUUGUUAUACUACAAUUAUUGAUGGUCUUUGCAAAUAUGGGUUAGUAGGCAAGGCAAAGAAGCUGUUUUCAGAAAUGAAGACCAAGGGCAUUAAUCCAAACGUGAUUACUUACACCACUCUAAUUUAUGGUUUCUGGAAUACAUCUAAUUGGGAGGAGGCUAAAACUUUGUUUAUAGAGAUGUUGGAGGAAGGUGUAAAACCUAAUGUGGUGACAUUUAACGUGGUAAUUGAUAAGCUCUGUAUCAAUGGAAAGAUGGACGAAGCCAAUGGGUUGUUCCAACUAAUGAUUAAUAGAGGUGUUUGUCCCAACACAAUAACUUAUAACACACUUUUGAGUGGUUUUUGCUUGGCAGGUCAAAUUGAUGAUGCUAGAAGGCUAUUUGAUUCCAUGGCAAGUCUGGGGUGUAAGCCUGAUGUUUUUAGCUACAAUAUUUUGAUGGAUGGUUUAUGCUUGACAAAUAAAAUUGAUGAUGCCAAGGAACUUUUAGCCUCAAUGUUGAGUAUGGGAUGCACACCUGAUGUAGUUAGCUUUAAUACUCUGAUCAAUUGGUAUUGCAGGAAUAAAAAAAUUGAUGAAGCCUUGAAUCUUUAUGAGGAAAUGACUUCAGAGGGAGUUAGGCCAGAUGUUGUUACUUAUAGUACCUUGCUAUCCGGGUUUUUUAUGAACGGUAAUGUCAGACAUGCAAAAAAGCUAUUUGAAUAAUGAGACUUUAAAAGUGGUGGAACUUCUUCACAAAAUGAAAGGGAGAAAUGUGAAACCAGAUGCAUCCAUAGGUUCAAUAAUAUUAGAUUUACUGGGAAAGCAUGAAGAUUAUCGUGAAGUCCUGAAUUUGCUACCAUCCUUUUCAACCCAAGAACCAACAGGAUGUUGAUUGUUGAG